Molecule: messenger RNA, 1385 nt
Organism: Solanum stenotomum
Lineage: Eukaryota; Viridiplantae; Streptophyta; Magnoliopsida; Solanales; Solanaceae
Product: rho-N domain-containing protein 1, chloroplastic
Exons: 2
Coding region: 96-1241 (381 amino acids)
Biological process (GO): DNA-templated transcription termination
Source: RefSeq, a predicted model, not a curated record
AACUCCCCCUUAUCAGUGUGCAAGACUAUUUUUCUUGGACGAAAGGCUAAAAUCGAGAAUGCGAAAGUUUGAUUGAGACUGCAACACUAUUUCUUAUGUUCUCUCAAAUUCCAAAAAUGUCAAGCGCCAUUGAUUUCACUCUCAAGAACCUUCCAGGGUUUAGUUCCCCAGAAGGCAGAUGUCUUCCCUGCUCAGGACUGUCAGGGAGGACAGUCACUUCUCAUGGUGAAUAUCAGCAAUUUUCCAAGGUCAAGAUUUUAAACUUGAAAUCUCCUUACAAAAGCACAUCUUAUAUGUGUAAUGCUAGUAGCUUCAGCAAUCAUAAAAGAAAUCCAGAUUUUUCGAGGCAAAACAAGCAUGGGUUCUCCAGGGGGCGGAACAGGCAAAAUGAAGACAGAGAUGGUUAUGACAAUAUAGAAGAAUCUGAAAUGCUAUCUUCAAGAAAUGGGCCACUGCUUACUACAUCAAACACUUCGAAGUUCCAAGCUACAGCCACUCCAGGUCCAAGGGAAAAGGAGAUUGUUGAACUAUUUAGAAAGGUCCAGGCUCAGCUUCGGGAAAAAGCUGCAAUCAAGGAGGAGAAAAAGUCUGAAGAGUUGCAAGGAAAGGGUAAAGAGAGUGAAACUGUUGAUUCCCUUCUCAAGCUUUUAAGGAAACACUCAGUUCAGAAAGGGAAGAAAACCAGUAGCAGUAGAAGUAGCAACUUUGUCCUUGACCAGCCAGAUAAGAGCAAUGUAUUCUCUGAAAAGAGAGCUAGCAAUCUCACUGAACUAAAUAGCAAUGUGAACCAUGUGGCACAAGAAAGUGGCACCCCAUUUGUUAACCGACCUAAGUCAAACUUCCAGCGUAGAUCUCCAGUUCCGCGAAUCAAAUUUCAGCCUAUUUAUCAUGAGGGAGGUACUGAUUACCCUGCUGCCUCUUCUGCUCCAGAUAAGAUGGAAGAAGACAUACAUCUGGAUGCUGAACUUGGGCAAAUUCCCAGAAGUAAGGUUGAUUCUGACACUCUGCCUAUUUUCUCAGAUAAGCAUGUGUUUGAUGAAAUGGCUGAUGAUGAUACUGCCAAAAUGUAUGAAAGUGUUGAUGCUAGUGAUGAUGAAGAACACAAUCAAGUUGGACAUGAUGAAUUAGCUGAAAUGAAGCUAACAGAACUGCGAGCAAUUGCAAAGUCCCGUGGUUUGAGGGGAUACUCAAAACUGAAAAAGCUAGAGCUCAUUGAGUUGCUUAGUGCUGAUCAAGUCUGAUAUGGUUUGCAAGUAAAAUGAAGAGAUGAUGUAGAAUUUUGUUGCACAUUCUUUCGUUUGUGUUUUGCAUAAUGUUCAACUUACAUAGUACUUUUCUCCGGAUGGCGGUUUCUGUGGUCGAAUUGGACAAUUUUGUUUACUUCA